GAUCGAAAGAAGGAGCAUCACGAUCGUGAGAGCAGCAUGAGUUCGGUGGAAUGGGAAGAUCCGGAGGAAAGUGAGGAGAAAAAAAUCGAGGAACUCAGAAGGCGCAGGCAACAAAUUAUUGAAAAAAUGGAGACGAAAGAUGAGCAACGGAAACGCACAGCGACCGUACAAGAGCGAGAUGAAGCUCAAGCGAGGGAUGACGUGAAACGGAUUAGAUCGAGAUUGAUGAACGUGAAAACGAAAUCCGAAAGGAGUCCGGAAAAAACGAGCGACCGGGAAACAUCGAGCAGUAGUCGAUCGAGCUCCGAAGAGUUGCUGGAGCAAGCUGAGCGGGAAUUGCAACGGAAGCACGACAGUGAUGGUCAAGAGGAAUCUGCAGUUGAUCGUGCACUUCAAAAAGCAGCAGAAGAAGAAGCCGAGGAGCAACGAAGGCAGCGUGGUGAGGAUGUAAGACAAAAAAGAGAUGAGGAUAUAAAACAAGAGGACAAAGAUGCUGAAAGCACAAAUGCUGCUGCUACAUUUGAUAUGUUUGCUACGGAUGCGGAACUCCCACCUGAGACUGUUUCUUUUGAGAAACCCAGGGUUCGUAUCGGUGAGAUGCUUGAUAAUCGUUAUCGCGUCUAUGGCUACACUGGUGCCGGGGUAUUCGGAAAUGUGGUUCGUGCAACGGAUGCAGCACGAAGCAAUUUACACGUAGCAGUGAAAAUCAUCCGGAACAACGAAGUGAUGCGAAAAACGGGUAUGAAAGAAUUGGAUAUAUUGAAAAAGCUAAAUGAAGCAGACCGCGAUGAUCGCUAUCAUUGCCUCCAGCUUUAUCGGCAUUUCUAUCAUCAUCAGCAUCUCUGUUUGGUUUUUGAAUCGCUCAGUAUGAAUCUUCGCGAGCUACUUAAAAAAUAUGGCAACAGUGUUGGCUUACACAUGAAAGCGGUGAAUGACUCGAAAAUGACGCUAAAACUUUGUGAUUUCGGUUCGGGCUGUCAUGUGGCCGAUGUUGAAACAGCACCCUAUCUGGUUUCACGAUUUUACCGAGCGCCCGAAAUAAUGCUUGGUUUGCCCUACGAUUUCGGCAUUGAUCUGUGGUCUGUUGCUGUGACACUGUAUGAGGUGUAUACGGGAAAGAUAAUGUUUGCGGGCAAAUCAAACAAUCAAAUGUUGAAAUUUAUGAUGGAUUUGAAGGGUAAAUUUCCGAACAAAAUGGUCCGAAAAGCACAAUUCAAGGAUCAGCAUUUCGAUCAAAAUUGCAAUUUCCUAUAUCACGAAAUCGACAAAGUGACACAGCGAGAUAAGAUAACCACAAUGUCGGUUGUUAAAGUUACGCGAAAUCUGGAAAAUGAGUUACUCGGUGAUCAGGAACUUGAUAAGGAAGGUUUACGGAAACUGGAGCAAUUUCGCUCAUUGCUGGACGCAAUGGUCACAUUGGAUAGCUCAAAACGUAUAACAUGUGGCGAAGCACUCAGACAUCCGUUCGUUAUUGAGAAAUGA
Gongylonema pulchrum is the source of this 1482-nucleotide messenger RNA. Lineage: Eukaryota; Metazoa; Nematoda; Chromadorea; Rhabditida; Gongylonematidae. The record is from the annotation of a GenBank genome assembly.